Messenger RNA from Silurus meridionalis, 2596 nucleotides. Its product is annotated as protein FAM83F-like. The transcript is spliced from 5 exons. Bases 85 to 1896 code for a protein of 603 amino acids. The record is from RefSeq and is a predicted model, not a curated record. Lineage: Eukaryota; Metazoa; Chordata; Actinopteri; Siluriformes; Siluridae.
UUACAGGAAGACACCUACUGUAAGUUUUCAGGGAUAGAGAGAGGGACAGGUAGCGGACAGGUAACGGACAGGGACAGGGGUGUCAUGGCGGACUCGCAGCUCCUCUGUAUAGAUGAUGAACACGUGAACGUGAAGAUUCCCGAGUCGAAGCCGGAGUUUUAUUAUAGUGAGGAGCAGCGCGCGGCGCUCGAGCAUCUGCUCCGGGACGGGGACGGAGCCUUCAAGCUGCGGCUCCGCGAGGACAACACCAAAGACUUCCUGUCGGCGCGUGAGGUGAAAUGGAUUCGCGACACGUUCCGGGAAUACGAGGAUCCCGAUCACGAGCCCGACGAUCUGCGGCCGGAGCCGCGCGCGCCACGCUCACCCGGGAGCUCGGACUCGGGAGUUCACUCCACCUACUGGCCCACACUGUCAGACACCCAGGCGCCGGCGCUCGAGCUCGGCUGGCCAACGGGCGGCUUUUACCGGGGAGUCACGCGCGUGUCGGUUUACACUCAUCCACCCAAAGAGAACAGCCCUCACAUCAAAGAGGUGGUGAGGAGACUGAUACAGGACGCGCACAAGACCAUAGCCGUUGUCAUGGACCUUCUCACAGACCUCCUCAUCCUGCAGGAUCUUCUGGACGCAGCGAGUAAGCGUGGUGUUGCUGUGUACCUGCUGCUGGAUGAGAGCGGUCUUCCUCACUUCCUGGAUAUGUGCAACCGCCUCCAGAUUUCCGCUCAACACCUCCGAAACAUGCGUGUGAGGAUGGUGAGAGGAUGUGGUCUGGCGCUCUCCUUUGGAAAACUGCCGGGAUCGAUGUGCUCCAAGUACAUGCUGGUGGACGGAGAGAAAAUCAUGUUUGGAUCCUACAGUUUCACCUGGACCUCUUCUCGGAUGAACCGGAACGUCAUCACCGUCAUGUCCGGUCACGUGGUCGACUUCUUCGAUACCGAUUUCCGCGAGCUCUACGCCGUGUCUGACAAAGUGGACCUGUACCACGAGUUCCACGUACCCAAACCCCACAAACAUACAUUGCCUGUGCCACUCCUGAAAGCUCCGCCCACUGCCACCCAGCCCGCUGUGUCCGCAUCCACCUCCCGCUUUCAGGUGUCUCUGGGAGAAUCCAAACAGGUCAAUCUCAAAGUUCCUGCUCACAAAUAUCACAAUCCCAAAUACGCCCUGGUGGUGGGAAACAGUUUAGGCAUCUCCGGGUCGCUGCAGGAUCUGACCAAGCUCAGGGAAUAUGCUGGAAACAGCUCGGAGAGCAACAUGGAGAAGUUACUCCACACCAGCAGGGGUGCAAACGAGCCACCAGACAGAACGUCUCAUAAGGAGAUGAGCGAAAGUACAGAAGAUGUAAAUAAAUCUCCAUUGUUUGGUUCAAAAAAGCAGCGCAGUUCCUUCAGGCUGUUCCUUAAAGGCAGAUCGCCCAAUCAGAGUCCAGAUUUAAAGACAGCUAAUCGUAAUACAGCAGAGGUGAAAGCAGCCAAUCACAGCCAAGUACUGACUUUAAAAGACUCAUCAAAGCCUGUCAAUCACAUCACAGACACAUCAAAGCCUGUCAGUAACAUCAGAGACACAUCAAAUUUGGCCAAUCACAUCAAAGACACAUCAAUGCUGACCAAUUACACAAAGGAGUCACCAAUGAUGGCUAAUCACGUGAAGGAGUUGCACCCUGAGAGCUCACAGAUCCCCAACGGCAAACCCCCCCUGCCAAAAGCCGAGAGUGCGGUGAUAGACGAACUGGACGAUUCGUUCGUGAUCAUAGAAAAACCAAAUGUGAUGAAAUUUAAAAGCAAAAAAUCUUCCAAACUGCCACAGAGGAGCGUCUCCAUGCAGGUCAUCAGCACAGGAGGUGAAGAAGGCUCCAAAGGACAAAAACGGAACCAGAAGAAGUCGUGCAUCCAGUCGUGAGAUCUGCAGCUACAGGAGAAGACAGGAACAUCACACCUGUAGAACAUGGACACAAACACAUCCUGAUAUAAAUGUAAUGUGAAAUGAAAUACACUUUAUUCUGUCCGAAGGGGAAAAUUGUGUUGGACUCAAAAUGUUCACAAAAACAAAACAAACAAAAGCAUUUAAUCCUUAAACAUCAAACACACAGAAUAGUGUAGAGUGUGAGACACGCCGCAGAGCAGAAGGUUCCAGACUGAUGAGUGUGUGUGUGUGUGUGUGUGUGUGUGUGUGUGUGUGUGUGUGUAAAUGUAACAGAAGAUCAGUCGGCUCAUCAGAGACGAAGCUUCACAUUAGAGAUGUGAGAAAAAGUGUUGAAGUAAAUUGAGGAAAAAGUGGAGAUCAUUAGCAUGAUGAUGGUCAUGUGACACUUUAUGAGAGCGUGUGUGUGUGUGUGUGUGUGUGUGUGUGUGUGUGUGUGUUGAUGCACUGGAUAGACUUCAAGUAAUGUACAUUUUUAACUCAUUUUUAGCGACUGCAGUAUAAAUGAUCAGUAGCACGAUGCACAUGUUUUUAUGUUCUUCACUACGUUUAAGACGAAUUUAAUAAAAAUAUAAAAUCAGAUCAAAAUUUGUAUUAAAUAUCUAAAAGUUCUGUUGUAUUUAAGGGACGUGGACAUUCUUUGUUCUGCCUUCAGAAUACGUCCUGUAGGUGUGACUCA